CCGCCCACCGCUCUGUGCUGGGGCUGGUUCCUGAGUGGGCACCGAUCGCGGCGCGCCAUGGCCGGGCUCUUGGCGCUGCUUGGCCCGGCCGGAAGAGUGGGCGCCCGGCUGCGGCCCCCGGCCCCUUGGCUCCUGGGAACCGCCACCUCCUGUGCUCCACCGCUCUGGGCCGUGGCCUUGUCCCGCCCGGGUCCGGACGCCAGGCUGCUCCGCACGGCCCGCGGAGACUGUCUCAGGCUCCAGGACAGCUCACAACUAACCACUGAGCCAGGAAGCGGUGCCACCAGCACAGAGAAAAAGCUAAGCAAAUCCCAGCAGCUGAAGAAGGUUUUCCAAGAAUACGGGGCCGUGGGCGUUUCGCUGCACAUCGGGAUCUCACUGGUCUCCUUGGGGAUAUUUUACACGAUUGUUUCCAGUGGCAUAGACAUGUCUGCAAUCCUGCUUAAGGUCGGCUUUAAGGAGUCACUGGUGCAGUCCAAAAUGGCAGCCGGCACCAGCACGUUCGUGGUGGCCUACGCUGUCCACAAGCUGUUUGCGCCCGUGAGGAUCAGCAUCACCUUGGUCUCCGUGCCCUUCGUCGUCAGAUACUUCCGCAGCGUCGGGCUCUUUAAACCUCCAGCCGCCAAGCCUUGAAGCCGGUUUCUUCUCAUCUGCAGGAUUUGGGUUGUUUGCAAGGUGGUUUUCGGUUUUUUUUUUUGUUG
This is a messenger RNA of Rattus rattus (black rat), 701 nucleotides long. RefSeq names its product family with sequence similarity 210 member B (gene Mims2). The record is from RefSeq and is a predicted model, not a curated record. The coding region runs from base 58 to 633 and encodes 191 amino acids. Gene Ontology annotation, cellular component: mitochondrion. Lineage: Eukaryota; Metazoa; Chordata; Mammalia; Rodentia; Muridae. The transcript is spliced from 4 exons.